Messenger RNA from Funneliformis caledonium, 1057 nucleotides. The record is from the annotation of a GenBank genome assembly. NCBI's taxonomy places the organism in Eukaryota, Fungi, Glomeromycota, Glomeromycetes, Glomerales, Glomeraceae.
AUGCUAUUAACAAAUCUGUUUCAUACUUCAAAGAUGCAAGCUAUAACAUACAAUGAGCCUUAUAAAGUUGCUGUUGAAACCGUAGACAUACCGAAAAUUAUUGAACCAACUGAUGCUAUUGUGAAAAUUACCGUUUGUGGCUUGUGUGGUUCGGAUCUUCAUGCCUAUAGGGGGGAUCAAAGCGGAGUUGAUAAAGGAACUAUAAUGGGACAUGAAUUUGUUGGAAUAAUUCAUGAAAUUGGUGAUGAAAUAACAAACUUGUCGAUUGGUGAUCGUGUUUUGUCACCCUUUUCGACUUCUUGCGGUGCCCGUGGAAUAACGUGUCGUUGUGAAAAAGGUCAAUUAUACGGAUUGAUAUCAGAUGGACAAGGAAUUCAUGGAGCUCAAGCAGAAUAUAUUCGCGUUCCUCUCGCUUCUUCAACAUUAGUUAAGGUUCUACCAGAUAUAUCGGACAAUGUAGCAUUGCUACUUGGAGAUGUGUUAUCAACUGGAUACUUUUGUGCUGAAAAUGGUUUGGAGCAUUUGGAAGUUGAACUUCGUCAAGUUAGCGUCGUUGUGAUUAUUGGAUGCGGACCUGUUGGAUUAAUGGCUAUUCUAUCUUCAAUUUUCCUUGGCGUUAAAUUUGUUUUCGUUAUUGAUUGUGUUGAGGAACGAUUAAAAAUUGCUCAAGAAUUUGGCGCAGCUACUAUGAACUUUGUUAAUUGUGAUCCUGUGGAAACGAUCAAGGAAGUAACUGGCGGAAGGGGUGCUGAUGUCGUAUUGGAGGUUGUGGGUAAUCCUACAGCGCUUCAAUUAGCAUUUAAUCUCCUUAGACCCGGCGGAGUGAUAUCUAGUGUUGGUGUUCACAAUUCAAAAACUUUUCCUUUUGGUCCAAAUGAUGGGUACAAUAAAAACAUUACAUAUAAGUCAGGACGAUGUCCAGUAAGAAAGAUGUUAACAAAGACGAUUCCAUUUGCGCUUUCUAAGCAAUUUGAUUUCGAAAAGAUUAUUACUCAUACGCUAAAAUUGUCGGAUGGUGAAAUGGCUUAUAAUAUUUUUGAAAAAAAGUUAGAUGGAU